UAUAUCUCUUUUAGAAAGGAAAUCAGAAAAGGGGAAAAAUGUAAAAUUUAUGUAUUGAAAAUCCACAAACAUAUUUUUCAAAUGUAUUACGUUUAUGAGUAAUAUUGCGUGAUACUUUUCCUUUGCACCUGUUCAAUAUCACAAAUUAUGCCAAUAUAUAAUGCAACCAAUAAUUAUUAUCUUCCACUCAGGUAUUAUCUUUAACUGCAGCACAAAACUUAUUAUUCUUUUCUGAAGUGUUAUACUGACUAUGAUUUAUUAAAUUCUUUGUGCAUACAAAAUAAUUUUAUUUACGGGCAACAUCUGCAAUGAUUUAGUUGUUUUCGAAGUAAUAUAAUAGUACUUUAGUAUCCAAUCUACACAUAUCGCUUUAUUCUAAUUUAAUCCUUUUUCAUUCAUAAAACAUAGUUCGUUUUUUGAAAUUAUGUUGAAAAAAGUGACACCAGAGAAUGUCAUUUAUAUUAUUCGACUCAGCGUAGCUAUAUGUUGUUGUUGGCCACGUCCUUUCAAUAGUACCAAAAAUCAAAUUUUUGCUUUUAAAGUUUUACAAAUCAGUACAAUAAUUAGUGCCUUCAUGGUGUUUCUGCCUUUGUUGUAUUCGAUUUAUUUGCACAAUGACAAUAUCAUCCAUGUUUUCAAAUGCAUCUGUUUGUCAAUAGGUAUUACUCAACUUAUUGUUCAAACUCUUAUAUGUUUCAUUAAACACAACUCAUUACAACGUGUAGUCGAAGAAAUGGUGAAUUGUGUGAAACAAGCGCAACAAAGUGAAAUAGAAAUUUUCUAUAAGUAUAUUGAAAAAUGCAAGAUAUUUUAUGGAAGUUCCAUAGCAUUUUCAUAUUUGGCUGCCACUGCUUUUAUGCUAGGACCUGCAAUAUUACCAAUUUCUUUUCCUUUAGAAGCAGAAUAUCCUUUUCACGUCAAUGAAUCGUUAAUAACUAUCAUUAUAUAUAUGCAUCAAUCUUUAGUUAGCUACCAAUGCUCUGCGAAUGUCUGCGUGAGCAUAUUUGGUGCACUUUUACUUUGGUUUACGGUUGCGAGAUUUGAAUGUUUGAUCGAAGAAUUUCAAAAAUGUUCAAAUAUUGAUAUGAUGAUUGCUUGCAUUAAAAAACAAUUACAAUUAAAAAGAUACGCGGAAGAAAUAAUCAAUUGUUUUCGUUAUAUAGUACUUUAUGGUAUAGCAGUAACAACAUUUGCUUUGAUUCUUUGUGGUAUAAUACUACUUAUGAAUAUACCACUAAUUGUAAAAAUACAGUUUGUAAUCAUAUGUAUCACUAUAAUGACGGAAGUUUAUAUGUACGCAUGGCCAGCUGAUUAUGUGAAGAAUAUGAGUAUAAACAUAUCAAGAAGUGUGUAUGAAUUAUCAUGGUAUGAACAAACAAUAGAAAUGCAAAAGAACUUUCUGAAUGUAUUGGUAUAUCAAAAACCAGUAAUAUUUUCUAUCAGUUGUAUAGUACCAGAACUUUCUUUACGUUACUAUUGUUCGGUAAGACAAUAUCUCUCCAAUGUUUUCUCCAUUUUCACUACAUUGCGUGUUCUAUUAGAAGAUACUUCAGCAUAAAUGUAUUUUAAAUUUAAUUAAACUAAUUAUGUAAUAAAUUCUAUAAUUAUAUAACUAUAAACA
Messenger RNA from Apis mellifera (honey bee), 1621 nucleotides. RefSeq lists its product as uncharacterized. The transcript is spliced from 6 exons. Bases 425 to 1558 code for a protein of 377 amino acids. NCBI's taxonomy places the organism in Eukaryota, Metazoa, Arthropoda, Insecta, Hymenoptera, Apidae. The record is from RefSeq and is a predicted model, not a curated record. Gene Ontology annotation, cellular component: plasma membrane. Gene Ontology annotation, biological process: sensory perception of smell; detection of chemical stimulus involved in sensory perception of smell. Gene Ontology annotation, molecular function: olfactory receptor activity; odorant binding.